Penicilliopsis zonata CBS 506.65 is the source of this 1983-nucleotide messenger RNA. RefSeq lists its product as hypothetical. The transcript has 2 exons. Bases 1 to 1983 code for a protein of 660 amino acids. The record is from RefSeq and is a predicted model, not a curated record. Lineage: Eukaryota; Fungi; Ascomycota; Eurotiomycetes; Eurotiales; Aspergillaceae. Gene Ontology annotation, biological process: cellular response to oxidative stress. Gene Ontology annotation, cellular component: cytoplasm.
AUGGCCGAGGAAGACCCUCUCGUCCAGGCACUGCCGCCUGCGACCGACUAUCUCACCUAUCUCACCUUGCUCGAGUAUCAAUUAACCCCCGCCCGGCUGCCGCUCCUCCACAAACUGCUGCAGGAUGAGACCCUCACCACCAACAUCGGCUGGGACCUGGUUCACCUGCUGCUGCCUAUGCUGCCACAGUCCCUUGAUUGUCUUCAGGAUAUUGCGCGGCUCGGCAAUCCCCGCGAGGUGAUUCUGCGGGUCUCCGAGGCUCUGAUGCAGCUUCAACCGAGCGACGACGACGACGACGACGACGACGAUGAUGAACACAACGCUGAUGACGGAUCGGAAGCAUCCCCAGUUCUUCCACGACACGUCAGACAGUUCAACUGCCUCGUGGCGAUGCUAUCAACGCUGCAUUCCCGUAUUCAGACCAAAUAUCCAAGCCGGUUUAUUGCGACGUCGCUGCAGGCUGCACUGGAGGCGUACACGCUGUUCCCCACCAACGAGACCACUACCGCGUUGGUCGAGUUCUUCCGCGACGUCUCGCCGUCGAAGCGACCGGCACCACCCCCGCGGGCCGCCAGCGAGUCCAGCGUCGUGCGCGUCUCACAGGCAUCGGCUCCGGACCCGGAGGCGGAAGCGCAGUCCCCCUCGCCCAACACGGACAACGAGAAGGAGCUUGUGAAGAAGUAUCUCCAGUUCGGCCUCAUGGAGUUGCUUAAGUCGUUCCUGUUGAGUCUCUCGGGUCCGACAGACCCGGGGAUGUCGUGGACAGGUCGUGUGCUGGAGAAGUUGCAUCCUGAGUCGCAGAUUGCCAACAAGCAGUCGCAGACGGAUCUUUACGCCAGUACUAAAGAGUUGAGGGAAAGAGAUAUGAUUAUUGGGAAAGUAAUGGCUCUAUCCCGAGACUUAGGUCUCAGCAAUGAACAGCUUCUUUCGGUUGUCUCGCUCCCGCCGGGAGACCAGCCUUCGCCGUUGGAUUUUGAUGACCUGCCAAAAACGCCGGACGGGGUUCCAUUCGAGAGACAUGGGGCCCUUCUGCUCUUGACCGCACGGGCUGCGACCACGGUGCUGUUUUCGUCCGGUUCGGAGGCAGUCAUGUUGCCCGACCUGCCGCGCCUCUUUGUGAAUUUUAUCGGGGACAUCGAGUCCCUAGAUGAAGUGGCAUUUGGACAGCCACAAGUGCUUCUGGACUCACUUUUGGCACUGACGGUUCUUUCAACGGCGCGACAGUCAGUCGAGGCGCCCGCAGACCCGAAAGAGUUCAAGGACUUUCUCAUACGGGUGACGGCCUGUUCCUCACGGCAAAGCUACACGACCGUCAGACGGAUCCCGGCCGCCAUCUUCCACAGCCAUCCGUCGGAGUUGGUGCGGUUUAAGGUCCUGCGACAUAUCUUCGAGACAGACAGACUCCAUUCUGCGCGCGAGACGGCCGUUGGCUGGCUCAAAGAUGAGAUUUUGACUGCGGCGAAAGGCCAAGAGGCCGACAACGACAACAAAAUCUUCCUUAACCCGCACUACUUCUCCGUACUGUUCCCGUUCCUGUUCAAUCCGUCCGAGAUCCUUCUGGACGUUCAUACGGAGAUUGUGGCCUCGUGGCUACGCUUCUCGCAGACCCUGACGCCCACCAUUCAUGCCGCCCUGAACCUGUACUAUAUCCUUGUCUCCUCGGCGCGUCUUCGCACCGAACUGCAGCUCGAGAAGACCUAUCUGUACUUCCGGGGCCGGUUUCUAGAGCCUCUGAAAUCCAUCUGCCACGCCUUCGAGUGUGAUCUCGUAGCCAACGGCGGCGACGGCCGCCUUGAAGCUGCCGUCGGCGAGGACCUCGUCCGCAUCGGCAUGGCCCGUUCCGUGGGUAUCAUCACCCAUAUCGUCGGGCAGGUCGACGAGGCAGUCAACGAAGCGUUUGCCGGGGCGGAGGCAGAGAUGCAGGAGCCCAGCAUGGAUGAUAUUGCUCGCGUGGACGCCAUCCGGAAAGACACAUUACUUUAG